This is a messenger RNA of Apis florea (little honeybee), 2132 nucleotides long. RefSeq lists its product as uncharacterized. Gene Ontology annotation, molecular function: protein binding. The record is from RefSeq and is a predicted model, not a curated record. Lineage: Eukaryota; Metazoa; Arthropoda; Insecta; Hymenoptera; Apidae.
UGUUUUAAUAUGAUACAAAAAUUUUGACAUUAAUUUUGAUUUUAAAUUUAGAAGAUGUUAAAUCCUUUUUUGACGAGGAUUAACGAUGAAACAGGGUUUGAAGAACUAAAGUAAGAUUUAAAAUGAAAGUUUUUAGAGAAAGUUUCUGAAGGAUUGUCCUUUUUUAAUAAGGAGAUUGUAUAUUAUGGAAUGAUAUAUAUUGUGAAAUGAAAUUUUAUGAGAAAUUAUUUUUAUGAAAUUUUUAUUAUUUAUUUUUAAGAAUUUAAAAAUAAUAUUUUACUAAUUUUCAAUGAAUUAUUUAUUUCACAAUAUAUAGAAAAUUGAUGAUGUAUAGUCAUUGUAACAAUUAUAAUUAUUGUUGUACAUUCAAAAUUGCGAUUAUAUAUAAUUUGAAUAAUUUUAAGAUUCUAUUUUUUGUGUCAAUAAUAAAAAAAAACUGUACAUUAUUUCUUGAAAUAUACAGAAUAGAUAAAAACUAAAGACAAUCUCAACAUAAAAAUGACAUAUAAGCUGUACAUAUAUGACUCUAAUAAAUCAGUCAUUAUAAAAAAUAAAUAUUUAUUAUUUUCAAUAAUUAUCAUUACUUUUCAUUAAUAUGAAAAGAAUUUUGUAAUAUGAAAAAAAUGUAACAUCCUGUACAAAAAUUGUAAAAGAAUCGAAGUAAGAACUCGAUUAAAACGAUAGCUGCAUAUCGCUUUUGUUUUGCCUUGUCUGACAUUUUUAGUUUUAUUAAAUUUUUAUCUAAAGGCAACGUUUUAAUUAGAACAAAGUGUAAUGUAAUAACGAGGAAAACUUAAUUAGUUAUUCAACAUCAUAACGACGUAAAGAAAGAAGAAGAAAACAAAAAAUACGCAAAGUAGCAUCGACUGCCAAACAUCAAAGAAUAUCAUCAAUUUAUAUUUUCCUCCAUUUCUUUUCCUCCUUUUAAUGUUCUUCCAUUUUAAAUGAAUGUGAAUAAACGAGCAAAAAUACCAAUUAUAAAAUGCGAUCAAUACCAGGAGUCGCAAAUAGAUCAAGAAAAAUUACAAAAAGAAGAGAAUUAUUAUGGCUAUGCGUUGGACACGCUUCCGCCGGAAGUUUUAGAGAUGAUUCUUCGAUUACUUCCUCUUCAUGAUGUAGCCACUACCAUACGUUUGGUUUCUAGACAUUGCUCAACGGUAGCGGCUGCAGUUUUGAAUGGAGCUUUUCUCACCGCCUGCACGAAAGUAGAAGGAUUGAUAAGACGUAACGAAGAGCUAAUGAAAAAUGCAAAAACAGAUACCGAAUUAUUGGCUUAUAGCAAAGCUCUGAAUGCUCUAGAAUUGAUCAAAGCACAAUAUAAAAUGUUACGAGCCGUAACGUGGAGAUAUACACAUCCACCAUCGAAGCAACAAAAGUUCUCGCGACUUUGUUUCUACGCGGGCAGUUUACUUGACAACUUGAACGAACUUCUUAACCGAAUUGCAAACUAUCAUCCAUCUAUUAUCGGUCCUCGUACUUCGGAAUCGAGUGUCACUUCUUUUAUAGCCAUCUGUAAACGAUUUAUGAAUUUUUUCGAAAAAGUCUCUGAGCGCAGGGUAAACAGGUGAAUUAUUUUAUAAAAGGAUAUUAGCCUUGGUACUACGAUUCAAAUUUUUAACCUUUUUUUCCCUUCGGCCAUAUGAUAAAAAAUAUCGAAUAAUUUCAAACGAAUCUUAAUAUCUCAACUAAUCCAUAAAAAUUUAAUUUUUUCCAAUUAUUUUUAGUAUACAGAAAAUAAUUUCUAAAUUUUGCUUACAUUUAUGGAUUAAAAUGUUACGCGACGAAAUAAUAUUAGUAGAUCGGCCCUAAUCUCUGGAUGCAAGGUCGUAGAUGUUUUGGAUUGUCUCGUAGAAGGUCGACAAGUACUAUUUUUCAAAGUAUCAUCUAACAGAAGAGGUUUCGGUGGAGCUGUAAGCAUGAAACUGAAAUACACAAUGAAACGUGCUUGGUUUACCUGUUUAGAAGUUACAAAAAAUACCGAAGAAAACUCUUGGAGGGACGAACAACGUUUCAUGUAUCUUCGAUUACGACGUCUAGUGGGUAGUGUGAACGAGCAUCUCUUCGAGAAUUUACAUUACGAACACGAACUACUCUUACAGGUUACAUUUGCAAAGGCGAGAGAAACAAAGCAC